Drosophila grimshawi is the source of this 2335-nucleotide messenger RNA. It is a transcript of the gene AGBE, whose product is annotated as 1,4-alpha-glucan-branching enzyme. Gene Ontology annotation, biological process: glycogen biosynthetic process. The transcript is spliced from 4 exons. Lineage: Eukaryota; Metazoa; Arthropoda; Insecta; Diptera; Drosophilidae. Gene Ontology annotation, molecular function: cation binding; hydrolase activity, hydrolyzing O-glycosyl compounds; 1,4-alpha-glucan branching enzyme activity. Gene Ontology annotation, cellular component: cytoplasm. The coding region runs from base 123 to 2195 and encodes 690 amino acids. The record is from RefSeq and is a predicted model, not a curated record.
CUGCACAGCUGUCACAGUUGCUACAGUUGUCAAUUUGCAAGCAGCGCCGGUGGGUGCGCGAGUUCUUUUUCAUUUCUAUUUGCAUUCCUAGCUAUUUUAAAUUGCACUAAGAGGCUUGCAAUAUGUCUGAUUCUAUGAAGGUGGAGGUUAAGGACAUUGAUAAGCUGCUCGAACAGGAUGGCUAUCUAAAGCCAUUCGAGCGUGAGAUACGUCGCCGACAUGGCGUCCUCAAGGAUUGGAUUAAGAAAAUCGAUCAGUGCGAGGGUGGCAUGGAGGAGUUCUCGCAGGGCUAUAAGUAUUAUGGCCUGCACUUUCAGCCAGACAACUCUGUGAUUGCACGCGAAUGGGCGCCGGGCGCCAAAGAUGUCUAUUUAACUGGCGAUUUUAAUAAUUGGCAAUGGGAAUCGCAUGCGUUUAAGAAGCUACCCUUUGGCAAAUGGGAACUGCAUUUGCCGGCAAAUGCUGAUGGCAGUGCACCCAUUAAGCAUCUCAGCGAGAUAAAGGUCAUCAUACGGAAUCAAUCUGGUCAAUUGUUGGAUCGUUUGUCGCCAUGGGCCAAGUAUGUGGUUCAGCCGCCUAAAAGUGCCAAUCAGGGCGUCAACUACAAGCAGUACGUGUGGCAGCCACCCGCCUCAGAGCGCUAUCAACGCCAGCAUUCGCGUCCAGCAAAGCCUAAAUCCUUGAGGAUCUACGAGUGCCAUGUGGGAAUUGCUUCGCAAGAGCCACGCGUGGGCAGCUACGAUGAGUUCGCUGAUCGCAUCGUGCCACGCAUCAAGCGACAGGGCUACAACUGCAUCCAGGUGAUGGCGAUCAUGGAGCAUGCCUAUUAUGCCAGUUUCGGCUAUCAGGUGACCAGUUUCUUUGCCGCCUCCAGUCGCUAUGGCAAUCCCGAGCAGCUGAAGCGUAUGAUUGAUGUGGCCCAUGCCCAGGGUCUGUACGUGCUGCUGGAUGUGGUGCAUUCGCAUGCGUCGAAGAAUGUGCAGGAUGGCCUCAAUCAGUUCGAUGGCACCAACAGUGGCUUCUUCCACGAUGGCGCUCGGGGCGAGCAUUCCUUGUGGGACAGUCGCCUCUUCAAUUAUACGGAACACGAAGUAUUGCGCUUUCUCCUUUCCAAUCUGCGCUGGUGGCACGACGAGUACAAUUUCGAUGGCUAUCGUUUCGAUGGUGUCACUUCCAUGCUGUAUCAUUCGCGAGGCAUUGGCGAGGGAUUCAGCGGCGAUUACAAUGAAUACUUUGGCCUCAACGUCGAUACGGAUGCCCUCAACUAUCUGGGCUUGGCUAAUAGCAUGCUGCACAAACUGGAUCCGGAUAUUAUAACCAUAGCAGAAGACGUUUCGGGCAUGCCCACAUUGUGUCGUCCUGUUUCCGAGGGUGGCAUCGGCUUCGACUAUCGUCUAGGCAUGGCCAUACCAGAUAAAUGGAUUGAGUUGCUCAAGGAACAAUCGGAUGAUGAGUGGGAUGUAGGCAAUAUUGUGCAUACACUGACAAAUCGUCGCUGGAUGGAGAAUACGGUCGCAUAUGCUGAGUCUCAUGAUCAGGCGCUUGUUGGCGACAAAACGAUUGCGUUCUGGCUGAUGGACAAAGAGAUGUAUACGCACAUGUCCACCAUGUCCGAUCUAACGCUGAUCAUUGAUCGUGGCCUGGCCCUGCACAAAAUGAUACGGCUGAUUACCCAUGCGCUGGGCGGCGAGGCAUAUCUGAAUUUCAUGGGCAAUGAGUUUGGGCAUCCGGAGUGGUUGGAUUUUCCACGAGUGGGCAACAAUGAUUCGUAUCAUUAUGCAAGGCGUCAAUGGAAUCUGGUCGAUGAUGAUAUGUUGAGGUAUAAGUUCCUCAAUGACUUCGAUCGGGACAUGAACCAGCUGGAGGAACGCUUCGGCUGGCUACACACCGGGCCGGCCUAUGUCAGCUGGAAGCAUCAGGGCGAUAAGACGAUUCAUUUUGAGCGUGCCGGUCUCGUUUUUGUCUUCAAUUUCCAUCCGACUCAAAGUUUUAGUGAUUAUCGCGUCGGCACCAAUUGGGCGGGCACUUACCAGGCCGUCCUCUCCUCGGAUGAUCCCAAAUUCGGUGGCCACAAUCGCAUCGACAUGAAUUGCAAACACAAAUCGGAUCCCUUUGGCCAUGCGGGUCGCUCCAAUUUCAUUCAAGUCUAUACGCCUUGCCGCACAGCCGUUGUCUAUGCUCGCAUCAGCGAUUAAAUUGUUAAUAUCUCUAUCUAUAUAUACUAAUUGUAUAUAUAGAAAACGAUUAUUGUGAAUUUCAAAAUUAGCUAUAUUUUCUUGUUAAUGUUAGAAAGCCAUCAUUGAAAUAUAUACACACAGCUCUAUAUAGAAUUUUA